CGUGUGGGGAGGUGUGCGCCAAGGGGUGGGGUCAGGGGCCGCGAGGAGGGCGCUAGGUGACUCGGGAGCCGGGGAGGUCGUGCGCUCCGCCUCGGUCCCCAGGACCCCGGCGGCUCGCCCGCGUGCAGGCUGCACCUCGCCGCGCGCGCCCCGGUGCCACAGGCCUCCAGGCCCCGGACCCCGCCCUCCGGCCGCCCGUCCCGCGUGGCCCGCCGCGGGGACCGGCGAUGGCGCGGGGCUGACGCCGCCUCCUCCGGACCCCUCUGCCCCGCCCGGGGUGCGCGGCGGCCCCGGCGCCUCCCAGCCCUGCAUGUGGGGCGGGCGCUCGCGCCGGGAGAGAGCGGCCCUCGGCGCCCCCGAGGCGGUGCCCGGCCGCGCGGGAGGACGAGGAGGAGGAGCGGCCCGGGCCCGGUCCCCCGCGCGCCGCCGCCCGGGAGCACGGGCUCCCCGGAGGGAGCUGCUGGCGUCCCCGGCCCGGAGGAGGGACCCGGAAGCAGAAGCGGAGCCGCGAGUGGAGCCCCGCCGCUGCCCCUGCUGCCCGCCGGCGCCGGGUGGGGGUCCCGGCGGCUGGAUGGGCAGCGGCGGCGCGGGCCGCGGGCGGCGAUGGGCGAGGAGCAGAGCACGGUGAGCGGCGGCGGGGCCCCGGAGGCGGGCGACCCCGCUGGCGGCGCCACGGGCUCCCCCGAGCCCCCGAGGCCGCGGGGGGACAGCGGCGGGGCGCCCGGGCCGCGCGCCGCCUCCGCGGAUCCGAGCGGCGGCGGCUGCGGAAGCGACUCGGGCGGCGCGGACACCAGCGCCCCGGAGCCCGCGGGGAGCUGGGGGGCCCCGGGCUGGACGGAGAGCCGAGCCCCCGGGCCGCCCGCAGGACUGGCGCUCACCGGGCCCCUCAAUCCCCAGACUUUGCCACAGCAGCUGGAAGAGCAGGAGGAGGAAGCGGGGGACCGAAAGGAGGGAGGGCGUGAGCCGCCGGAGGCGCCCCCCGGAGAGGAGCCGAAGCCCGGGAUCCGCGUCGGGACUCCGGACGCCCUGGUCCUGGACGUGCUGGGCCAGCGGCGCCCGCCCCCCGCCCGGAGGCAAGUCUUCUGCUCGGUGUUCUGCGUGGAGAACGUCCUGCCCCCGGACCCCACGGCCGAGCCGCUCUCGCCGCCCGCCUCGCCGCCUCGGGCCCCGCCGGUGAUGGACGCUCCCGGCACCCCCUCCUCCUUCCCUAGCCCCCGGCUGUCCCUCCCCACGGACCGCCUGCCCCCCGAUGGCGGCAGCAUCGAGCUGGAGUUCUACCUGGCGCCCGAACCUUUCUCCGCGCCCAGCCUGUUGGGAGCUCCACCCUACUCUGGCCUGGGUGGGGUCGGGGAUCCCUAUGCGCCCCUCAUGGUGCUGAUGUGCCGGGUGUGCCUGGAAGACAAGCCGAUCAAGCCCUUGCCCUGCUGCAAGAAGGCCGUGUGUGAGGAGUGCCUCAAAGUCUACCUGAGCUCCCAGGUACAGCUUGGCCAAGUAGAAAUCAAAUGCCCCAUCACAGAAUGCUUUGAAUUCCUGGAGGAAACAACGGUUGUCUAUAACCUAACGCAUGAAGACUCCAUAAAAUAUAAAUACUUCUUGGAACUUGGCCGUAUCGAUGCCAGCACCAAACCAUGCCCUCAAUGCAAGCACUUUACAACCUUCAAGAAAAAAGGACAUAUUCCCACCCCUUCCAGAUCAGAAAGCAAAUACAAAAUCCAGUGCCCCACUUGCCAAUUCGUCUGGUGUUUUAAGUGCCACUCUCCUUGGCAUGAAGGUGUUAAUUGCAAGGAGUACAAAAAAGGAGACAAACUAUUGCGUCACUGGGCCAGCGAGAUUGAGCACGGCCAGCGGAACGCCCAGAAGUGUCCAAAGUGCAAGAUCCACAUCCAGAGAACUGAAGGGUGUGAUCACAUGACCUGUUCACAAUGUAACACUAAUUUUUGUUAUCGAUGUGGGGAGAGAUACCGCCAGCUCCGUUUCUUUGGAGACCACACAUCAAACCUCAGUAUAUUUGGAUGCAAAUAUCGCUACCUCCCAGAGAGACCUCAUCUAAGGAGAUUCGUGCGAGGGUCGGUCUGUGCUGGAAAAUUAUUUGUUGCACCUCUAAUCCUGGUCCUGGGAUUAGCACUAGGGGCCAUAGCAGUUGUAAUUGGUGAUGCCGAUGCUGCUGGACCAGAGACCACACGUUCAGAAUCAUCGCUUCAGAGAACAUUAAGUUAAAUGCUAUAGGUUUAUUUGUAUUUCCUAUCUAUUGCCUUUGUAAAAAACAGAGAAAACGAUCACGGACAGGUAUGCACUGGUGAAGUACACAUCAUUUCAUCUAACUAAGCUGGUCCGGGUGAGAGCUAUCCAGAAUGGCACACCCGUCUGAGAGUUGCGUCUUGGAACACAGCGAGAGGACCCAUCUGCCAUCUCGUGUCUCCGUGGUUCUCUGCAGGUCACGAUGCCUCUAGCUCCAUUGCACUCCCCACAUGGUAUCCCGGCCUUUCCUGAUAUUGAUUGCUGCUUUUACAGAAUGGUCACUUUCAUAUACUAUAAGCACCUAUGUCAUAAUUCUGACCUUUUUAAUGGGUCUUGGAAGAAAUUAUUUUAAGUAAGAACCAGUUAUCCUCAGCACUGUCUGAGCAUGCCUCUCCCGAGAGUUGCUUGGACUGUCUUUGUACCUGAACCCUCCUCCAGCCCAUCUGUGAGACUGGGUGUGAACAGCCGAAGUCCCACCUGUACCAACAAGCAAGGCCACCUUUCAGCAGGUGAAGGCUCACCAUAUGCCCCUGUUUUCAUCUGUGGCCCAAGCAGUGUAAUUCCUUCCUCCUUCAGAUGCUGUAAUUGUCUAAAAAAAAAUCUCAGUGCCCAAAGGGAACGAAUGAAACAAAAUUAAUGAAAAGAAUCGUGAGUUACUGAAGUGUAUACAUGUAGGGGUAUGAAUGUGUGUGUAUAAAGAUUUGUAUUAAAACUCGGCCCAAUGACCUUGUACUGGUCAACUUCCAUGCCUCUACACUAUUUUCCCACAUUUUCAUAGAUAUCUUUAAAGAUGAUGGUUCCUUUGUGAGCAUAAUUUGAGAAUGUACUGAAUUAAAGUCAAUUUAGACAACAGGCUAUUUCGAUUGUUGACCCUUUCUAUUUCUUUCUUUUUGUCACACACACACACACACACACACACACACACACACACACACACACAGAGAAAUGUGUGCCUUGUCACCCAAGGAUUAUCAAACUUUAUAAACUGACAAAACUGAUUGACUGAUUUUAGGAAAUUCUCAAGACCUGAACAUUCAGUCUCAGAUUUCUUAUAUUUUGGCUUACAUGUUUCACUAUAUGAAUAAAUUUUUUAGGCAGAAUUAGUUAAUUUAAAUAACAGGUUUGCUGUGGAAAACACUGCUUAAUCCUUUAAACAGAUCCCUAUUCUGCUAAUUUUUUAAACAACUUGUAAUUACAGAUAAUUUUGCUUUAGGUCAAGGUGUGGCAUUAUUUACUCCAUCCUCUCUUUCUCUCUUUUUAAUUUGUUCCAAGUUUUACUAGUAUUGAAGGAUUUUUUCUUAUGUUUACUCUUCCUAUGCAGAAUAAUGUGUUGGUAUCUUCUCAUGGAGGGGUAAUUUUAAAAAAAAAAUGUGUUUAUGGGUUUAUCUAAAAUAUAAACUGCUUUUGGAGAAGGAAACCCCCCCCCCCCAAAAAAAAAUGAAGGAAUUAUUUUCAGGAAGUUUUACCAAGCUGAAGAGGACAAGUAACUAAAUUAUGUUAUUCCUUUGUUUUCUUCACAAAAGUUCAUCAGCAGAAAGGAAGUAAAGACCCCUACGAAGACUAGUUUUCACUUGUUUCCAAAUGCUUAAAAUUAGUUAUCUGCAUAGGUAUAGCAUUAAUUUCACAGCAACCUUAUGUGAGUUGAAAUAGAUGAUGUGAAAAAACAUGCAUUAAUAUGGAUAGUGUGUCUUGUUGAACUCCAAGGUAUAAGAAUAUUUAUGAUUUUUAUUUUAUCUAAAAGUCCAUGGUAUUGAAGUUUCUGAAUGACACUCAGAAUAGCUAUACUAUAGCUUCUGGACUAGACUAUUUCCAGGUAGAGGAGGGUGUGCCGUAUGGUUCUGGAAUGUCACACUACUAAAGCAUAACAUGAUACCAGAAAAAGCAAUGUGCUAUAUAGUUUCACAAAAUCAUCUUUCCAUUCAUUCAUUAUCCAUCCAUUCGACAAAUAUUUAUUGAGUGCUUAUUCUACAUGCUCUAGUAUUAAAACUGAGAGAAUGAGAAUUUCCAUCUUAAAUCCAUGUAAUUCUUUCCUAAAGUGCUUAAUUUUUGUAAAUUUGUCUCUUCCAGACUUAGGUGUUAGUUUGACAAUAUGUGAAUAUAAUAAUUCUAAAUCUAUUGGAUAUGGUUAUGUGUGAUAUAUAUGUAUGUAUAUAUACUAUUUCCAUAGAAACAUGUAUAUAUAUUAUCCAUAUAUUUAUGUAGGAUAUAUAUGUAUACAUAUAUAAUAUCUCCAUAGAUGCAUAUGAAUACAUAUGCCACAUACAUAUAUAUAUACCAACUCGCUAAAUAAUAUACUCUCUGGUCUUAGAUAAUCUAUUUUCUUAGGUGUUGUGUCUGUUGCCUUUGGCCUACUCAGGGAUUUUUAUUUCUUUGAAUAACUAUUCUUUGGGAGAUAUUUUUAUAUUAUUUGGAAACGUUCCAAUUUUCCAAUUACAAAGUGGUAUUUGUUACCAGUGAAGGCUGUGUCAUCAAUGCUUCAGCAAGCGUGUACUGUGUUGCAUAGGAUUGUCCUUUUUCUGUAGCAUGGAUUUUUUUUUAAAUGUGUGUGUUUUUCCUCUUUAAAAGUUGUUAUAGAUGGGGCCUUUCCUUGUUGGUGACUUAAAGUAAUUAUUUGUGAUUUUUUUUUAACUAAGUGGCAUUAAGAUCUUGGAGAGAAGGAAUUAAAAAGGAUUAUAUGUCAGUGCCAACAUUGAAGUUAAAACAAUAGUAAUAACUUUUGGAAUGAAUUAUAAAAACUACUUUGGAGAAAGAGGCGUACACAUAAAAUAUCUUUCUAUCCAAAGCUUGUCAUUUUUAUAUGUUUUUAUUGUAAAUUUAAUAUAUACUUUUUUUUGAAAAAAAUCAAAUCAUACAGAAUUAUAACAUACAAAUUUCUCUAAUUAACCCACUCCUUAUUUUCUAGGGGUAGACACUGUUAGUAAUUUGGUAUGUGUCCUUCCAGACACUUUCUACAGAUAUACAAACAAUUGUUCGUGUGUGUGUGUGUGUCUGUGUGUAUAUUAGUUUUAUACAGCCAGAAUAUUAGCAUUUUUACUGUCCUGUGACUAUUUUCCAUUUUAUUAUAUAUUGGUAGACACCUUUCCAUAAGGGUUUAAAUAGAGUUACCUCAUUCUUUUGUAAAUUACUACAUAUCCCACUGUGGGGGUAUACUUUAAUUUAUUUAAUUAGUCUCCUGUCAAUAUCAAGAUCACUUUUUACUUCUCUAGUACAAAGCAUCAGUGAGGGUCCUUUAUAUAAAUUGUUGUCACUUUGUGUUAACAUUUCCAUAAGUUUUUAAAUUUGGCUCCGAUAACAUAUUUGUAAUAAAAUGUUAAUGUAUUUUCUGUGAAUGAGAUCAUAGAGAUUGUAUAUUUGAGAUCUUUUUCUUGGAGAAAAAAACAAUUAUAUAGAAGUGCAUAAUUUUAAAAGAAAAGCAUCUUUUGCAGGAUAGUUUUACUCCUGCUUAAUUAGCCAAAUAAAUAUCUUGCCAAAACAUAUAAAAGAAAAUUAAUGUUAUUCUAAUAAAAAUAAAAUUUAAUGAGAUGUCUAUAAGAUAUCCAAGGAAGGUACAUUGAUAUUUGGAUAGCCUAGUUUUAAGACAUGAGGGAUUUAAAUGAAAUAACCAAACCGAUCAUAUUUGUCCCAUUUUUUGGUAAACACUAUCCAUGUCCAUGCAUGUUGCUGCACAAAGGAACUUAAUUAUGCCAUUGUGAAAAGUAAGAAGCAAUAUCUUGGCAAUUAUGAAUGGCCACCGUUAUCUAUAGAAAAAUUAUUAGAUGGUAUGCAGGUUUGGUGGUUGGGACGUUUAUAACUUGUGGAAUAAUGUGAAACAUUCCUUUUACAGUGAAGCUUAGCAGUUCCCUAAGAACCUCUGCAUGUGGACUUACCCAGAGAGCUCAAACCUUUGGUACAAGCAACAUCGUGUUGCCACCACCUUGAUUUUCUGAUAGGUGCUAUUGUAUCCUGAAGGUGGAUCAGACAGGAAAACAAUCAAAGGUAAUUAAACACCACUUGGGUUAUAACCUGAUAUCUCUAAUCGUACUUUCCAGACUGCGGUAUCAGGAUUCAGUGGUGCCUGUCUGGAGAUUCCUUGUCCAGCCACACCCACCAUCUCUUGAGUCCCUAAAUCCUAAUUGAGCCUUUAUCUUUCAAUCCUACCACCCAAAUAUAUGGCCCAUGGCUCCCCUAAAAUACCAUCAAACCACUGUAAUCCCUUCUAGUCCUUGGUGAUUUCCCCCCACCCCCACCUCAUUUAUCUCUUCUCUGAUGCUCUAGCUCCUGUUGACUAAAAGACAAGAGGAGAGGCAGGAGGGGGUGGAAACACACUCUGGCAUGUGCAGAGCAUCAGCAUUCCUUCCUGACCUGUGUCAAAUUAGAGUACAUCUGCCAAGACAUCCGUCCAGUUUCCCUUACACAGAUGCGAUUGUUUUUAGAAUUGGACUUUUGUGCUGCCUGUUAAAUCCAUAAUUACUUUUUUAAAAAGUUAGUGGCCUAAAUAAUACUACUUGGUAUACUUCAUUAAGGACUUCAAAAUUUAAAAUCAAAUUAUGCCAAAAGCCAUUUUUAAUUUCAUAAAUAAACUGCACAUAUGCCUUAAUGUGCGUCUCCCUAUUGGAUUAUAUGUCUGUCCUGUCAUAUUUGUGGCUGAAAUCUAUCCCAGCUACGGAAAGUAAUUUUUCCUGUGGUUAGCUUUAUUGUUUUGUGUUAAUAUCAUAAAUAUAGCCUUAAAAGUCAUUCAUGCACUUUAAACAGUUGUGCCAUUUAAGUAAUUUGACAGAAUGAAAGAAACUGGUAACAUUUACUUGAUGGAGGCGGUAGAAUAACAGUGUUAGCAAUUUUGUGUCAGUUCUUUAAAUUUGGGGAGCAGUCUGAAGCUGAAAAUUUAAAACAAGUAAAAUAUACCUGAAAAAACUAGCUGAGUUUCUGAAAUUAUAGCAAUCCUGAAAAUUGGUCUCAGGAGCGCAAAUAUAGCAAAUAAUUAAUAAAUGCUACCUAAUAACCUUGUUGGGAUGUUUGUUAAAAAUAUAAAGUUAAUUUCUCCUGCAAGUUUUAACUGCAUUUUCGUAUUUCAUGAAAUCUAUAAAAGAAAGUCCACUGACGAGAUACAAAUGAAAACUAUCACCAAUCGCUAGUUUGAGAUUAUUUUUGUUUUCCAGAUCUUCAUAACUUAAGUAUGACAUUUUCCUCCUCCUAUGGAAAAUAAGUUCCAAACUCCCAUGUUUAAUAUGUAUAACGACAAAUAUUACUUUAAUAAAACAGAAAUAGAUUGAUAGAAUCAUUAAGAUACGGUCCGAACAAAAGCAGAGGCCCAAAAGGUGGGGAGUAUUUAAUACUGUGAAAUGUCUUUUGGGUGCAAACCAAUGAUGCAGACCUUUAAAAGAGAAAGGCAGCGGAACUCUUUGUAACUGUGGCUUUAAGGAUAGAACUGAUACUCAUUUCAUGCUCUUCCAUUGUAUGCCACUGUGGUGAGGCUGGAGGUGUAGUAGCCAUUAUCCAAGAGGCAGAGAGGCACAGCAGUGUCAGACCUGUGGCUGUCCAUUUGGAGCGUUGGCUGGAGCCUCCACAUACCGCACACAUAGUGCCAAUGUUAGAAGCAUGUAAUUAUGCUUAUGACACACUACAAAUGACAUGAAGGCCAAUACAUUAUUAUUUAAAAUAUAUAAAAGAUUGCCACUGCUUCCCACCCCCCACCCCCCACCCCCAGUUCCUUUUAGCUUAUUAAAGACAUUUCAUUAGUUGUAUUUUAACUCUAUAUCACCUAGGUUAUAUUACCAUCGAAACUAUUUUUUUUCUGGCCUCUCUCACAUUUUAGUUACUCUGUUCCACCAUUAAUGUUAAAUGAUGUUCUUCCCUACGUGUGAAGUGAUACUCUCACACUUCCAACAUCGAGUUCCUCUUUUCUUUUUUUUAGAUUUCCUGGUUGUCUUGCUUUUUCCCUCUGCAGCUCCCUUCCCAUCUUUGCCAAAUGUGGGAUAAAUUCUGUCUCACCGCUAACUCCUCUGACACUAAGGAAAUGAAAUGCAAACACUGAAAGGACUUCAUAAUUUGGCAGUGGUAGUGACCAUAACUUACUUUGGCUUAUUUUAUCUGUAAAUUAAAAUAUAUCAGAAGUACCUGGGACAGAGUUGGAGAACCCUGCCCAGCCCUCUGACAAGAAAUAAAAUGAAUGAGAUGUCAGUUGGAUCAUAGAGCCUAAAAUAUUCUACGACCAAGCCUCAGCAAUUGCUUCAUGAAUACUGUAAGGUUAAUAUUGUGUUUGCAUAGUAGUUGAACAGAAAGUGCGUGUAGACAUUCAUCCAACCUGACAACAACUCAUUCAUGUUUCAUCCAAAAUGGCCAAAUGUAUGGUUUAUGGUCUUCGUGUUAGCAAAAAGGUCCUACAGCUUGGAUCUGGGGCUGCGUUUAUAUAGUAUAGCAUUUGUAUAUAAGACUCAACAAUGAGUUUAGAAUUAGAAUUUUUGGUAAUCUACAGUAGAUCACAGUCACUGAUAUUAGCCCUAUUCAUGAGAACCAUUUGUCAUUUGCAAAUGUUCACCUUUUUCGUUGGUAUGAUUUUGAUGCAAGCCACACUCAAUAUAUAUUUAAUAUCGGUUUAGUACACGAUGUGGGAAAGUUCAAGGGAGAGUCACAGGUAUUAAAGGGCCCCAGAAAUUGCAAAAUUGUGCAUUUCACAGAUUCUGCCUCGCAGUUGCCAAGCUGUGCUGUCUUUAUCGGCUCCCCACAAAGCUGUUAGGUGUUCACCUCAUGUCCCAGUUGGGGAAACAGUCUCAAUAAUCCAGUAAAUUCUUAAAAAUAACUUUUUAAAAUGAACAUAUACCCCCUGUGUCAAAAUACACGUUCACUGUUCCUUUCAAGUAAUACUACCUAAUAUUUGAUAUAAAUAUUAUGCUUUAUGUUCCUUUAUAAAGAAAAUUCUAAAUAAAGUAUAUGAUUUUUUAAAUUAGCUGAUUACAAGCCCUUUUUCUAAGGCUCGUUUUUUAAAAAGUUCCAAAUGGCCAUAGUUUACUUUUGAUAUUUGGUCCUUUUCAUUAUAAUUAAAAUUCUAUAAAUGGUAUUAAAAAAAGUAAUCAAUCUUAUAAUUCAUACGAUACCUAGAAUGGUAAUGGAUACAUAACUGUAUAGAUAUAGAUCUAUAAAUCCAUUUACCUUGACAAGGACAAUCUGUUACAGAUUUUUCAUAUAAAAAUUAAUUGACAAUCUUGUUGCUUAUGAAAACAAUUAUUCAGUAGUAGAUUUUGAGAUCACAGAAACAUUUUUAUGUAGAAGGAAUACAAAAACAGUAGCAUUAAAUUGUUUUUAUGUUAGUACAUUAUUUAUUAAGUUGCCACAACAAUUAGUUGUUUUAUUUCUAUUUUAAACUAAAUUGAUUAUAAGACUCAUGAAACAAAUAUAUUUAUAUGUGUAUAUACCUACUGCAAAACUGUGGGACAAUUAAAUUAUUCACAUUCUCUUUUUUCACAAAGAGUGUAAAUUGCUAAAGAGAAAAUUGUUUGGAUGUUUAAUAUAUUGCUGUAUACUCAGAAAUUGCAGUUCUAAGGAAUAAUUGUCAUCUCAUUUGAAUUAUCAUAAUAUAUCCCAUUUUAAUUAAAUUUCCAUGAAUAAUAGCAAAUGAGAAGAAUUUUUUAAUUGUAAGAUGAAUGACUUUCAUAAGUAGUUUGUACCAGAUUUUGUUUGUCAUCUCAUUAUAUAUUACAUAUUUUUCAUUUUGUGUAAAAUUAGUGGUCAUUUUCCAAAUAAUGUCAUAUUUUUAUGUUUAAAAUUAGCCUAACUGAAAAGAGAUUUUUAUUUACUCUUUUCAAUGAUAUUGGAAAAUAUUUUAUUUUAUUAUUAACUUUUUUUUUACAUUUCAUUAGUCAAACUAUUAACUUAGGUAUUCAUGAAACUAUGUGGAGGAAACCAUUAUGAAUGUAUUUUAACAAAGAGGCAGGUAGAAAUAAAUUUUUAAAAUGUAUCAUGUAGAAAUCCUAAAAGAAAAUUAGAAAGGAAAAAACAAAUGCUGUUGAGAUGAAAAUGUUGGAAAAUAAGGAGUAUUUAAGACCUUAAUCAACUUCUUAAUGCGAAAUGAUUAUUUUGUGCUGUUGGUUUCAUGAAUUGUGCUUUUAACAUAUAAUUUCCCCCAUUUUUGUGUUUAUACAUUUAUUACUGAAAAGAAAGGAAGAAGUUGGUGAAUAAAAGCUAUGGAAACUGGUCUUAUUACCAUUUUCCAAUAGCACUAAUGUAUAGUUCCCUAUAACCUUUCCUACGGUGCUUUGUGUGAUGAGAGUGUAUAACAUUUAUAUAUGUUAUUGGUGCCUUAUUUUUUUCACUUGACUUUGUUUCUUACCUAAAGAGCCAUAUAUUUUUUGUGAAUGUUCCCUGGUCCCUCUAUUUAAAGGCCUUGAUGAGACAGUGAACCUUUAUGGGUAUAGAUAGGUUGCAUUUGCUAUCUUAAUCCACUGUGUUAUCUCUAGAACAGUGUGUUAGCCAAUGUAUUUUUCUUAAAUUCAUUCUUCAUUUUUAACCAAGAGUAUAAAAAAAUAUUAAACACCAUAAAUUGAAAUCAUUAUAAUUGAAACAUUUUUAAACCAAAAAAAAAAAGAAAGAAUGAUGAUUAUUAAUGUUUAAAACAGGAGUUGGAAUGGUUACCUAUAGCUCCUAUUAGGACAAAGUUACUUGUCAAAAAGCAUUAUAAAUAAAAGUAAGUAUAUGGUACUUCAGGAAUUUGACCAGUUCUCUACAACUUGUCUUUGGCAACAUGUUAUCUGUCAUUUACUUCCACACACAUGCUGAACAAAUAUGGCGUUCACUAUUACAUGCAGUUACUCAUUCACAGUGGGCUCAAUGGACAUCAAGACAUUGUGUACAAUAUAUUAUUUUGCUCUUCUUGGUCUUGCCUUUUGUGUUAGCUCUAUAUAGAAAGCUAGUUUUGUUGUAUUCUUCAUGUACCAGAGUAUAUAAUUCAACUUUUCAUGAUGAAUGUAUGAUGAAUAAUUAAAAUAAAUCAUGUGCUUAGAAAAGACACAGGCUGUAUGUGCAAAUAUGUGUUAAAUAUUUGACAGAAAAAUAAUCUUCCUGCCAACAGAUAUGUCCUGUUGGACAGGACUUGGAAAUUAAAUUUUUUUUUAAGCAGUGAAAUUUUUAAACCUCUUACCUCAAGGAUGGUCGAUGAAUAUGUAUUGGUUUACUGCUCCCUCUUAGUAAAUGCAUUCUCACUUGCUGCUGGCAGCAAAAGCACCCAAUGUCAGCUCACACAAAUUUUAGGGGCAAGUCUUUCAAAAUGGAUACCGUGUGAUAUUUUGGAGUCUACUUUUGGACACUCAAAUAUCCCUAUUGUCUUUUGUGGGGGGAGGUGGGGCCUUUCUAUUUUAUUGUUUUUGUUGGUUGAUUUAGAAUGGAAGGGUAAUCUUAAUUAUGACAUCUGAUCUCAUGGAAGGAUAUAAGGACACUCACUCUACUGGGAUGAAAACUGUCAUGGGAAUCAACUAUUUUGAAUGUCACUGUCUGAGCUGUUGUAUGGGUUCUUGUGGAGUGCUGUGUACUCCCAUGAUGUGUGCAGCAGCAUCCAGCAAUGCCUAAUAAAAGUUUUUAAGAGAG
Messenger RNA from Myotis myotis, 11790 nucleotides. RefSeq names its product ring finger protein 217 (gene RNF217). The record is from RefSeq and is a predicted model, not a curated record. Gene Ontology annotation, molecular function: ubiquitin conjugating enzyme binding; zinc ion binding; ubiquitin protein ligase activity. Gene Ontology annotation, cellular component: ubiquitin ligase complex; cytoplasm. NCBI's taxonomy places the organism in Eukaryota, Metazoa, Chordata, Mammalia, Chiroptera, Vespertilionidae. Bases 604 to 2217 code for a protein of 537 amino acids. Gene Ontology annotation, biological process: positive regulation of proteasomal ubiquitin-dependent protein catabolic process; ubiquitin-dependent protein catabolic process; protein polyubiquitination. The transcript is spliced from 7 exons.